UUUUGACCCCUUCUGGUCCAUUACAGCAUUUGUUCCAAAAAAAAAGAAGAGAAUUGGAUGUCCAAUUACGAAGAGCAGCCCCGUGCGAAGAAGACCAAGAGAGAAGCGUUUCGGUUAUCGUGUUUGCCAGAUGAUUUGGUUCUGAACUGCCUUGCUAGAGUCUCGAGACCAGACCUCGCGGCCUUAUCUAUGGUCUCCAAACGCUAUCACUCUCUAGUGGCGUCGCCCGAUCUCUACAAGAUCCGAUCGCUGAUUGGUCGCACCGAAACAUACGUCUAUGUAUGCUUACGAAUCCCUACUCCUGUUCCAAGCGUGCGAUGGUAUAUCCUCCGCCGUAGAAAAACCCUAGACGCCUCUGAUCUGAUUCAGAUCCCUUCGCUCCCCUCCCAGCCUCUGGAAGCAUCCUCCGUGGUGGUGCUGGAUUGUAGCAUAUAUGUAAUCGGUGGGUUGAUAAAGGGAGAGCAGCGCAGCUCGGAUGUCUGGAGCUUGGAUUGUCGGACUCACGUGUGGCACCCUGUCCCUUCCAUGGGAGCGGCUCGAGCUUACGGGGCUGCUGGUGUUGUAGACGGGAAGAUUUACGUGUUUGGAGGCUGUGAUGUAGAUGAUAACUAUGGAGAGGUAUUCGACCCGGAGAUUCAGACUUGGAAUCCUUUGCCGCCUAUGCCGAAAAGGAAGAAGCAUAUCCACAGCAGUAUGGUGAGGGAUCAAAAGGUUUAUGCGUUGGACGAAAAGGAGAGAACGUUUUACUACUCGCCCAGGGAAGGUAAAUGGGGAACAGGAAAUCGCGGACAACUGGUAGGAUACCGAAGGGAUUGGUGUAUGGUUGAUAACUUGCUCUUUUGUCUGAGCAAAAACGGAGUUAUAUUGUGGUGCGAGCCGGGUGAGUUGGAUUUGCAUGAAACAGAGAGGGUGAUGAAUGUAGAGGUGGUCAGGGGUUUUACUUGGAGGGAUAUCUUCAUCAUAUUUGGUGGGCGGAGAUUUCAUUGGAGAGACUCCAAGGAGGCCAGAUUUGGGGCUACAUUGAACGGUCUAAUAUUGUCAUGCCUGUUGAACCUGUUAAAGCCCACAAGAAGGUGUAGAGAAGAAGGUACUGCUGCUCUUGUUUUCUUCUUUUUCUUGGCACUUGAUUCUGCUUCGUUUAUGUAUCUUUCUAUCAACUCAAAUCUCUUAAGCUGUGCCGAUUAGAGGAAAAGUCUUUGUGUUCAAGAUUAACAAAGAAGGUGAGACAGUUCUUGAGGAGAAUAACACACGGAGAAACAGUGAGGACGAAACCAAAUUCGGAUGGUUCUAAUAGAUUAUUGUUAGUACCGUUUGCUUUACUUCUCUCUGCAUUGUCUUGGUCUCCACCCCAUCAGCAUGUUUUAAAAGUCCCUCCUGGCAAUGGUGUAGGAAUUUAGACACCUGGCUAAAGCCAAUGAGUGGAUCCAUUCGAUCAUAUUUGAACAUUUUCGUCGAUUUAUAAGUGUUAGUUAGAGGCAAAUGAUUUGGAGCCUUUGCUUGCAACAGCUGCAUAUUAUCGCACCAACUUGAUUCCCUGUAAGGCUCUAAUCACUUGUAAAAGACUUUUUCUUUAAAGUGUUUUUCUAUGUCAACAACCAAUACUUUAAUCUUAGGUUA
Messenger RNA from Brassica napus (rape), 1617 nucleotides. RefSeq names its product F-box/kelch-repeat protein SKIP6-like. NCBI's taxonomy places the organism in Eukaryota, Viridiplantae, Streptophyta, Magnoliopsida, Brassicales, Brassicaceae. Bases 58 to 1185 code for a protein of 375 amino acids. The transcript is spliced from 2 exons. Gene Ontology annotation, molecular function: protein binding. The record is from RefSeq and is a predicted model, not a curated record.